Polistes canadensis is the source of this 9899-nucleotide messenger RNA. RefSeq names its product sodium channel protein para (gene para). The transcript is spliced from 33 exons. Lineage: Eukaryota; Metazoa; Arthropoda; Insecta; Hymenoptera; Vespidae. Gene Ontology annotation, biological process: membrane depolarization during action potential; neuronal action potential; sodium ion transmembrane transport. The record is from RefSeq and is a predicted model, not a curated record. Gene Ontology annotation, cellular component: voltage-gated sodium channel complex; plasma membrane. Gene Ontology annotation, molecular function: voltage-gated sodium channel activity; calcium ion binding. Bases 2835 to 9032 code for a protein of 2065 amino acids.
UUGGAAGGGAGUAAGAGGGGUAGCGACCACGAGAAACUAGUUCUCGUGGUAUCCGCUGCGCGAGUUUGGCGCGUGGCGAUGCAGUAACGUCCGCGUCGCUGGUUUCGUCUGUGCCGCGACAGUCCUCCCGGAACGAGCUUUUCGUCGUCGCGAAAACAAGUGGUGUGGAGAGAGAGAGAGAGAGAGUGAGAGAGAGAGAGGGGGGUGAUAGGAAGAUCAAAAAGAGAGAGAGAAAGAGAAAGAGAGAGGUGUGAGAGAAGAAACGAACGAUUGAACAUAGAAAAGGGAAGAAGAAGAAGAACGAACGAACAAACAAGGAUAACCAGCAGCGACGAACGUUUUUGUAUUUGUGUUAAAUUACGGGGAGGAGCUGGUCGAGGAGGAGGAGGAGAAGGAGGAGGAGGAGGAGGAAGAAUAAUACAAGAUUAACGUAGAAACAAAAAAGAAGAGAGAGAGAAAUAUAAAAAAAAGAAAGAAUUAGUUAAGAUAGAUAGAUAAGGGUGGGAGGGUGCGAGAAGGAGAGGGUUGAUAGAGGUAGCGCGCGCGCGCGCGCCCGUGUAUGUGCCGGAUAGAAUCAAAUAGAAGGAGGCGGGGGUGCAAGAGGAAGGAAAAGGAGUCAAAGGGAGAGCAGCAGCAGCAGCAGCAUCGGUGCGUCCUCGUCGUCGUCGUCGUUUAUGAAGGAAACUUCGGUCUAGAGAAAAUAAAAAGUGUAUCGGAGAAGGGUGCGAGUGGUGGAGGGGGAGAAGGCGGCGAAGGCGGCGGCGGCGGUGGAGGAGGCGGAGGAGGAAGUGGUGGAAGAGGUGGAGGUGGAACAAGUGGAGGAGAGAAGGAGAGGAGGUGGAGGAGAAGGAGGAGGAGGUCCGACGGAGGAGACGGUCUGACGUAGGGCAGUGCGGCUAGAGCGGGCGAACCGCGCGUCCUACCCUUCGCUCCCACCACCCUUCGCCCUUGUCGUCCUCGGUGCGAUCCUCGUUGCGAUCCUCGUUGCGAUCCUCGUUGCGAUCCUCGUCGCGAUCCUCGUCGCGAUCCUCGGUGCGAUCCUCGUCGGCGCGGCCACCAGCAGCGGCAUCAUUAACACAAUCACUACCACCACCACCACCACCACCAAUAGCAGCAGCAGCAACAGCAGCAGUACCACCACCACUAUUAUCACUAAUACUACGAAUCUCCAUCACCUACACAUCACCGCCAUCACCACCACCACCACCACCAUCACAGCAGCAGCAGCAACGUCUUCGUCAUAAGCACGUAAUCGUCGUCGACCCUACUACUACUACUACAAAGGAACUUAUUAUUUUGUCACAUCGGCACCACUACCACCACAACGUCCUGCUGCCAUCGUCGUCGUCGUCCAACCGUCGUCGUCCUCGACGACGACGUCGAGGCUAGCGGGCCUCUUCUUCUAUCAUUUUCUUUUCGUCCUCGAAAUCAAAGAAAGAAAUAAAGAAAAAGGGACCACCAUCACCACUACUAUUACCAGCAGCAGCAGCACUACUACUACUACUACUAUUACCAGCAGUACCACCACCACUAUCGCGCGCAGCAACGCGCGAUCAAUUCCGGCUGGUUGGUUGGGACGCUCGCGCGCGCCCGUUUAUUACGGUAUUAUCGCGAAACAACGGUUAAAUUAAUCAAAAAUGACGACGGCGUGGCUCCUGCCAAAGUGUUACCGAUAACGGCAGGCCGAAUGAUGUUGUCGCAGAGCAAGUUUUACGCACUGUUCAUUCAUUACACGUUCGUGUAGCGCAACACGGGGCGGGUCCUUCUUGCCGCUGUCCUGAACACAGAGGAAAAAGAACGGAGCUCUUGAAGGAAUUGGAAGAGGAGGAAGAGGAGGAUUUGUUGGAAAAGAAGAAGAAGAAGAAGAAGAAGAAAAAGAAGAGGAAGAAGAGGAAGAGGAGGUGCAAGUAGGAGUACAAGAGUGUGCUUGGGGGAGGAAACAGAGGAAGACAGUGUAACCCUAAAGCCAAAGUCGAUAAGGAUCGACCGACACGAAGAGCAGACUAUGUUAUUUCGGAUAACGGAUUGAUCGCACCCGUCGCUUCAUUCACACGUCGGACAUGAAAAAUCUUGGUUCGCGUUGGACGGUCCCCGACAUAGCACGCACUGCUGCAGCGCGUUCGUCAUUUCUCGUGGCCAUUUCGUCGGAACGAGAUUCAGGUAGUAUCAGCAGCAGUAGCAAAAGUAAAAGUAACAGUAACAGCAACAUCAGCAGCAGCAGAAGCAGAAGCAGCAACGGUAACAGCAGUACCAGUAGCAGCAAAAGAAGAAGAAACGAUAUUUGCAUUACCAACACUACCACCAACACCACCACCACUACCAGUAACAGUCACAGUAACAACAGUAACAACAAGAGUGGUAACGAGUUUCGUAAGAAAACAAGUAACAAGAAGUGCAUCGAUAUUAUCGUGAAAAUAAUUAAAGAGAUUAGAGGGAAAUUUCGCUGUAAGUGCGAGAAUCCGAUUGCCGAUAAAUUGCCGGCAGUCUUAUUAAAUUCAGUGCUGCAAAAAGGUGCGUUUUUAUCCGUCCGAUUAAACGUAACGGCGUCGUAUAAUCUUAUCUACGGGACGAGGAGGUGUUCCGACGAAUCGACGCUGAGGAAUCACCGGCCCUGGAAUCAAGACAAUUGUCAGCAACAGAAGCAACAGCAACAACAACAACAAGAGCAGCAGCAGCAGCAGCAGCAGAAACAGCAGCAAAAGCAACAGCAUCAAUCGACUCUUUAUUAUUAUUACUCUUCUCCUGCAUUUGCGUGGGACGAGCACACACGACACUUCAGGAACUGUUAGCACCGAUCAAAAGAAGGUGGCAGGAAGCUGUGCGUAGCCUAGACAAUGUCCGAAGAGUCUGACUCUAUAACAGAGGAAGAAAGAAGUUUGUUCCGUCCGUUCACGCGGGAGUCCCUGACAGCGAUCGAGGCUCGCAUCGCCGAGGAACAUGCAAAGCAGAAGGAACUCGAGAAGAAGAGAGCGGAAGGAGAGGGAGGUUUUGGACGGAAGAAAAAGAAAAAAGAAGUACGAUAUGACGACGAGGACGAGGACGAGGGUCCUCAACCGGAUCCUGCACUCGAACAAGGUGCACCGAUCCCGGUCCGGUUGCACAAUGUAUUUCCACCCGAGUUGGCCUCCACACCUCUCGAGGAUAUCGAUACCUUCUAUCAAAAUCAAAGGACCUUCGUCGUCGUCAGCAAGGGAAAGGAUAUAUUUAGGUUCUCAGCUACCGACGCGAUGUGGAUUCUCGAUCCAUUCAACCCAAUACGACGCGUGGCUAUCUACAUUCUGGUUCACCCACUCUUCUCCUUGUUCAUCAUCACUACGAUAUUGGUUAAUUGCAUACUCAUGAUCAUGCCAACCACGCCUACCAUCGAGUCCACCGAAGUGAUAUUUACGGGGAUCUACACAUUUGAGUCCGCCGUUAAGGUGAUGGCGAGGGGUUUCAUUCUGCAGCCUUUUACCUAUCUUAGAGAUGCAUGGAAUUGGCUCGACUUCGUAGUUAUAGCUUUAGCUUAUGUGACGAUGGGCAUAGAUCUAGGCAACCUUGCCGCUCUCAGGACAUUUCGAGUCCUCCGAGCCUUGAAGACUGUCGCUAUUGUACCAGGUCUGAAAACCAUUGUCGGCGCUGUGAUAGAGUCCGUGAAGAAUCUGCGCGAUGUGAUAAUCCUGACGAUGUUCUCCCUGUCCGUUUUUGCGCUGAUGGGCCUUCAAAUUUACAUGGGGGUAUUAACGCAAAAGUGUAUAAAAAACUUUCCGGUGAACAGCUCCUGGGGUAAUCUCACCGACGAAAAUUGGGAGAGAUUCAAUAGCAAUGAAACUAAUUGGUACGUAGACGACGCUGGAAACAUGCCAUUGUGCGGGAAUUCGUCGGGAGCUGGGCAGUGCCUUCCUGGGUACACGUGCUUACAAGGAUACGGCGACAACCCAAAUUAUGGUUACACGAGCUUCGACAGCUUCGGCUGGGCUCUACUUUCUGCCUUUCGUCUAAUGACCCAAGACUAUUGGGAAAAUCUUUAUCAACUGGUACUACGAUCGGCCGGACCGUGGCACAUGCUCUUCUUCAUUGUCAUCAUCUUCCUCGGUUCUUUCUAUCUCGUCAACUUGAUCCUCGCUAUCGUAGCGAUGUCAUACGACGAGUUGCAAAAGAAGGCGGAAGAGGAGGAGGCUGCCGAAGAGGAAGCAAUAAGGGAAGUCGAAAAAGCGUUGAUGGAUAAGGAAAAUAAAUUAGCACAGCAGGCAGCGGCAAGGGAAGCAGCAGCAGCCGCUGCAGCAGCGGCAGCUGAUCAAAUCGUCAAAUCACCAUCGGACUUCUCAUGUCAUAGUUAUGAACUAUUCGUUGGCCAGGAAAAGGGUAACGACGAUAACAACAAGGAGAAGAUCAGCAUAAGAUCUAUCGAAUCUGUUAGCGAACAUAGGAUCAAGCAGAUCAACAACAACCAUAACGCUGCCAAUAAAGUGCGGAAAGUCAGCGCCGUCUCUCGCGCCGCUAAUGGCCAGUUUACUUAUGUCUACCAGGAAAGUCUCCGGAAGGCGAGCCUUAGCCUACCGGGUUCACCUUUCAAUCUUCGACGAAGUAGUCGUGGAAGUCAUCAAUUUACGAUACGCAAUGGUCGUGGCCGAUUCGUUGGUCCACCAGGUGGUGAUAGAAAACCCCUUGUAUUAUCGACCUAUUUGGAUGCCCAAGAACAUUUGCCUUAUGCCGACGAUUCUAAUGCCGUCACCCCGAUGUCAGAAGAAAAUGGCACGAUCGUUGUACCAGUAUAUUAUGCUAAUCUUGGCUCGAGGCAUUCCUCUUAUACAUCACACGCAUCAAGAUUAUCCUACACCUCCCAUGGUGACCUUCUAGGUGGUAUUGCCAAUGCAAUCGGCAAACCGAUGACCAAGGAAAGUCGAUUGAGAAGUAGAUCGGUUAGGCCACCAUCCGUUAAUGGUCAUCUUACCGAUUGUAAUCAAAAGUUUCAUUGCGAAAGCGAUUUGGAAAGUGAUCCCAUGGGAAAAGCGAAGCAACAAGAUAAUCCUUUCAUCGAACCUUCCCAACAACACGCCGUCGUCGAUAUGAAGGAUGUGAUGGUGCUGAACGAUAUUAUCGAGCAAGCAGCAGGACGUCAAAGCAGAACACCCGAGCAAGGAGUUUCGACCUAUUACUUUCCGACAGACGACGAUGAGGAAGGGCCCACGUUAAAGGAGAAAAUAUUAUCCGGGAUCAUACGUUGCAUCGAUAUCUUCUGCGUUUGGGAUUGCUGUUGGCUUUGGCUCGAGAUUCAAAAAUACGUCGCACUUCUGGUAUUCGAUCCGUUCGUAGAACUCUUCAUUACACUUUGUAUCGUCGUCAAUACACUUUUCAUGGCAUUGGAUCAUCACGAUAUGGACAAGGAUAUGGAAAAAGUUCUUAAAUCUGGUAACUAUUUCUUCACGGCUACAUUCGCAAUCGAAGCAACGUUCAAGCUGAUAGCUAUGAGCCCGAAGUUUUAUUUUCAAGAGGGUUGGAACAUAUUCGACUUCAUCAUCGUCGCCCUAUCCUUACUCGAGUUAGGUUUGGAAGGUGUACAAGGUCUUUCGGUAUUGCGAUCCUUUCGAUUGCUGAGAGUGUUCAAACUGGCAAAAUCAUGGCCCACGUUAAAUCUACUGAUAUCCAUCAUGGGUAGGACAGUUGGUGCCUUGGGUAAUUUAACGUUCGUCUUGUGUAUCAUCAUUUUCAUCUUCGCCGUGAUGGGUAUGCAAUUGUUCGGUAAAAAUUACACCGAUCACGUCGAUCGAUUCCCGGGUGGGGAUCUACCAAGGUGGAACUUUACCGAUUUCAUGCAUUCCUUUAUGAUCGUAUUUCGUGUCUUAUGCGGAGAAUGGAUCGAAUCAAUGUGGGAUUGUAUGUUAGUUGGAGACGUUUCUUGUAUACCCUUCUUCCUCGCUACCGUCGUCAUCGGUAACCUUGUUGUGCUGAAUCUCUUCUUGGCCCUGUUGCUGAGCAAUUUCGGUUCAUCGAAUUUAUCAGCACCGACUGCGGACAACGACACGAACAAGAUCGCCGAAGCGAUAGAUCGUAUAGCACGUUUCGUAAAAUGGAUCAAGCGAAAUUUCCUUAAUCUUGCUAAAUUGAUGCGAGCCAAAUUCACCAAUCAGAUAUCCGAUCAGGCGCCAGGUGAGGGACCGUCCAACAGUUGGAAAGAAGAUGGAAUUGACCGAGAUGGAGACCUAGAUCUUGCAGAUAGCGAUUUGGAAGCUUACAGAGACAAGAAGAGUGCGAAGGAAUUGAAUCAACUCGAGGUAGCCAUUGGUGACGGAAUGGAAUUUACAAUUCAUGGAGAUCUGAAGAAUAAAUUGAAAAAGGGCAAAUUGUGCAUGAAUAACACCAAAGUCAUUGGGAAUUCGAUAAAUCAUCGGGAUUAUAGAUUAGACAACGAUUAUAUUAAUCAAAACGAAGAGGACACGUUUAGCAACAAAUCGUAUGGCAGCCAUAAAAAUCGGCCGUUCAAGGAUGAAAGUCAUAAAGGUAGUAUGGAUUUGUUGAACGGAGAAGAAAAAAAGGAUGCCUGUAAAGAAGAUCUCGAACAGGACGAAGACAUGGGAGAAGAAGGUGACGAAGGUGAUGAUAUAAUGGGAAGUGAAAUCAUACACGCGGAUAAGGAUCCCAUUAAUUCUGAGUAUCCGGCCGAUUGUUGUCCAGAAAAUUGUUAUAAAAAAUUCCCAUUUUUGGCUGGGGACGACGAUGCACCGUUUUGGCAAGGUUGGACGAAUUUGAGAUUGAAAACUUUCCAAUUGAUCGAGAACAAAUAUUUCGAGAGUGCCGUUAUCACGAUGAUCCUUUUAAGUAGUUUAGCUCUCGCCUUGGAGGAUGUUCACUUGCAGCAACGACCCAUCCUGCAAGAUAUUCUCUAUUACAUGGACAGAAUUUUCACAGUGAUUUUCUUCCUUGAGAUGUUGAUCAAAUGGUUGGCCCUUGGUUUCAAGAAAUAUUUCACGAAUGCUUGGUGCUGGCUCGAUUUCAUUAUCGUCAUGGUGUCGCUCAUUAACUUCGUAGCGUCGCUCUGUGGCGCUGGCGGGAUCCAAGCCUUCAAAACAAUGAGGACCCUAAGGGCCCUAAGGCCACUCAGGGCGAUGUCUAGAAUGCAGGGGAUGCGGGUAGUCGUCAACGCUUUGGUACAAGCUAUUCCAUCCAUCUUUAACGUCUUGCUGGUCUGCCUUAUUUUUUGGCUGAUUUUCGCCAUCAUGGGCGUGCAGCUGUUCGCCGGCAAGUACUUCAAGUGCGUCGAUACGAAUAAGACUACGCUUAGCUACGAAAUAAUACCGGAUCGUAACGCUUGUAUUGCGGAAAAUUACACGUGGGAAAACUCGCCGAUGAAUUUCGAUCACGUAGGUAAAGCUUACCUGUGCCUAUUCCAAGUGGCUACCUUCAAAGGAUGGAUACAAAUCAUGAACGACGCGAUCGAUUCGCGAGAGGUCGACAAACAACCGAUACGCGAGACGAACAUCUACAUGUAUCUCUAUUUCGUAUUUUUCAUCAUAUUCGGAUCAUUUUUUACCCUUAACCUGUUCAUUGGUGUGAUCAUCGACAACUUUAACGAGCAAAAGAAGAAAGCCGGUGGAUCACUCGAGAUGUUCAUGACGGAGGAUCAAAAGAAAUAUUACAAUGCCAUGAAAAAGAUGGGAAGCAAGAAACCAUUGAAGGCCAUCCCUCGUCCAAUCUGGAGACCGCAAGCGAUAGUGUUCGAAAUAGUGACGGACAAAAUGUUCGAUAUGAUAAUCAUGUUGUUCAUCGGGCUUAACAUGCUUACGAUGACAUUGGACCAUUAUCAAAUGAGCGACACAUUCAGCAGCGUUCUGGACUAUCUCAAUAUGAUAUUCAUUGUGAUAUUCACCAGCGAGUGUCUCAUGAAGAUUUUCGCCCUACGUUACCAUUAUUUCAAGGAGCCCUGGAACCUCUUUGAUUUAACUGUUGUUAUAUUAUCAAUAUUAGGUCUGGUGCUCAGCGAUAUAAUCGAGAAAUAUUUCGUAUCCCCGACCUUACUUCGAGUAGUGAGAGUGGCUAAGGUCGGUCGUGUGCUACGUCUUGUGAAGGGUGCAAAGGGCAUCCGUACUUUAUUAUUCGCUCUCGCGAUGUCCUUACCCGCUCUAUUCAACAUUUGCCUACUGCUGUUCCUCGUAAUGUUCAUCUUCGCUAUCUUUGGAAUGUCCUUUUUCAUGCACGUUAAGGACAAGAGCGGUCUCGACGAUGUAUAUAACUUUAAAACCUUCGGCCAGUCGAUGAUACUGCUGUUCCAGAUGUCAACGUCCGCCGGUUGGGACGGAGUUUUGGACGGCAUAAUAAACGAAGAGGAUUGUCAAGAACCGAACAACGAGAUCGGUUAUCCUGGCAAUUGCGGUUCUUCGACGAUCGGUAUCGCCUAUCUCCUGUCUUACUUGGUGAUCAGUUUCUUGAUCGUGAUAAACAUGUACAUCGCUGUUAUCUUGGAGAAUUAUUCUCAAGCUACGGAAGACGUGCAGGAGGGUUUGACCGACGAUGAUUACGAUAUGUAUUAUGAAAUUUGGCAACAAUUCGAUCCUAAGGGUACACAAUAUAUAAGAUAUGAUCAGCUAUCGGACUUCUUAGACGUAUUGGAGCCCCCAUUGCAAAUACACAAGCCGAAUAAGUAUAAGAUCGUGUCGAUGGAUAUCCCGAUAUGUAAGGGUGACCUUAUGUUUUGCGUCGACAUCCUCGAUGCUCUUACAAAGGACUUUUUCGCGCGCAAGGGUAAUCCAAUAGAAGAGACUGGUGAUUUAGAGGUACAAACUCGUCCAGGUGAGGCUGGUUACGAACCGGUAUCGUCGACUUUAUGGCGCCAACGGGAGGAAUAUUGUGCAAGGUUAAUACAAAAUGCCUGGAGAAAGCACAAACAACAACGUCUCGGAGGUCCUAGCGAGGAAAGCGAUGAUCCCGAUACGGAUCCGCGUGUUCGACAGACAGCGGUCCUAGUCGAAAGCGACGGAUUCGUCACGAAAAAUGGUCAUCGCGUAGUCAUUCACAGUCGAUCGCCAAGCGUAACCUCAAGAACGGCUGACGUUUGAUCAUUAUUGCCGUUUACUUCGCCGAAUUCCUUCGAUUUUAUCAAACGAGCUGCUCCACGCUAGCAAAGCAAUUGCCGCCAUUGCCGACGUCAACGUCGUCGUCGUCGUCGUCGUCGUCGUCGUCGUCGUCGUCGUCGUCAUUCCUGCCAUCGUCAUUAAUCCUGCCAUCGUCAUCGCAAAAACAACUAACAAGAAGAACAAGAAGAAAAACAAGAGGAAGAUAAAAUCUAUGCAACACUGCUGUUCUCCUCUUUGUCGUCGUCAUCGUUGUUGUCGUCGUCGUCGUCGUCGUCGUCGUCGUCGUCGUCGUCGUCGUCGUCGUUGUCGUCGUCGUCGUCGUCGUUAUCGAAAAGCCUACGAUGAUCGAUCUCGCACUUACCAUCCGCAAAAGACACUACUAAAAUACGAUUGUACAUUAAACCAUUCCUCCUCCAACGAGUUGCCUUCAAUCGAUCUUAAAAAAGCGAAGCGACGAAGAGAGGAAGAAGAAGAAGAAGAAGUCGAAGAAGAAGAAGAAGAAGAUUAAACAAAAAAAAUAAGAAGAAGAAGAAGAAGAAAUGGUGGCAAGACGAGUCGGACUUCGGGGCCCGCUUCCCCCGACAAAAAUCGUGGCAACCGAGGCCCGACUAAUCGAACUACCAACCCUUUUCUUCUUCUCUCCCAUUGUAUGUACAUAUAUAUAUAGUUAUAUAUAUAUAUACAUGCAUAAAAUAUAUAUAUAUAUAUACAUUAAACGUGUGUGUGCGUGUGCGUGCGUGUGUUAGUCACGUUAAUCGAGAACGAUGAUCGAUGGCAAAGUGGCGCGCGGCCCACCACCAACCACGUGGCUCGAGUCGAGGACGACCCACGCGUCGUAUAUACCGUAUA